AUGCCCUCCGGACUCCUCUACACCGCUACCAUCUCCGUCUUCGCCGCCACCCGGCUCGCCUCGCGCCCGCUACUGGCCGGCCCGGCGCUACGGCAGAGCCGUGGCUGCAGGCUGAUGGCAUCCGUCAGCGGCGUCGCGGACGUGCCCGCCGUGCGCCUCUUCACCAAGGAGGGCUGCACCCUCUGCGAUAAGGUCCGCGAUGUGCUGCGCGGCGUGACGGAUCGAGCACCCCACUCGCUCGAGGCGGUCGACAUCACCGACGAGGAUCACGCGCAGUGGCUCGCAAAGUACAAGUACGACAUCCCCGUGCUCCACCUCGACGGAGCCUACUGGACGAAGCACCGCCUCACCGAGGAGGAGGCGUGCCGCCGAUUUCUGAUGUGGCGGCGUGGCGCGGCGCACCCACUGUGGCGCCUGGAAGGUGGGCGGGCCGCGGCGGGCUCGACUGGUGUGCACAUAUGCAUGCACAUGAUCAUGAUUCAUGUUGUGCACAUGCGCGGUGUGUGGUAUGAAAGCUAG
Messenger RNA from Emiliania huxleyi CCMP1516, 519 nucleotides. RefSeq lists its product as hypothetical. NCBI's taxonomy places the organism in Eukaryota, Haptophyta, Isochrysidales, Noelaerhabdaceae. Bases 1 to 519 code for a protein of 172 amino acids. The record is from RefSeq and is a predicted model, not a curated record. The transcript has 6 exons.